AUGGAACUUUACCAACGUUUCUUUGCACCACAUUAUAUAAUUAAUUUUUUAUACGUGUUACAAUUUUUUGUUAUCCGUUAUGUACCUUCAUUGGGAUCUCAUUAUCUUGAUCUCUCUCUUGAGCCACCAGAGAAGAUAAUAUAUAUAGUAUUUCUUAUUCUUGUGUUGAUAAAAUUUAAAUCCUCAAGUAAUGCUGAAGAAUUUUUAUCCAUAUUUUUCGUAUAUGGAAAAUUUUUGAAUUUAGUAAUGUUCUAUUGGUAUGGAAAAACAUUAUGGACAGUUCUAUAUGCUAUUAUAUGGGGGCAUGUCCAUUUCGGGAAAAUUGAUCUCGAUUGUUAUGAAGACGUUUCACAAAAACUUGAUAUUUCUCUAUCACCCACAAGUUUAGAUCUUCCUACCUUGAUCUUAUUUAAAAAUGGUAAAGAAAUUGGAAGAUUACCUCAAAAGAUUCGAGAUGGUUCUAAUGAAGAUUUAGAUAAAAUCAAGAAUAAAACACUUCGAAAUGCCAAAGUUACAUGGGAUCGCUUAGGUUGGGAUCGGAGUACGGUAAACAUUAAUUUCUAA
Diversispora eburnea is the source of this 564-nucleotide messenger RNA. The record is from the annotation of a GenBank genome assembly. Lineage: Eukaryota; Fungi; Glomeromycota; Glomeromycetes; Diversisporales; Diversisporaceae.